Messenger RNA from Plectropomus leopardus (leopard coralgrouper), 2232 nucleotides. RefSeq names its product protein FAM171B-like. The record is from RefSeq and is a predicted model, not a curated record. Lineage: Eukaryota; Metazoa; Chordata; Actinopteri; Perciformes; Serranidae.
AUGAAACGUGGACCCGGGGCGAGUAAAAGUGACUCCGAAUCGAUCAUCAACUUUCUUCUCAAAGUCAUGCGCCUGUGCGUUUGUCUCUUAUCUGCGCUGAUUGUGUGCGAGAAUGGGAAAGCUACGGGACAGUUCACUCCGGCCGGACAGCCUGCGCAUAUCAAUGACGGGAACUUUUCAAACCGGGAUCACAUGAGACAAGAGCCUUUUCAGCAUCAACAACAAGUGCUGCGUGCCCUGUCAGAUUCUGCUUUUAACCUGAAAGUCCAGGUGAACAAUGUGCUGAGUCGUCAGUACCUGAGCCAGGCAGUGGUGGAGGUCUACAUCAACUACACUAGGACCAUCACAGCGCUUACUGCAGAGGACGGCAGUGUUCUGCUUCAUGUACCUUACCAAACUGGAAUGCCAAUCAGCAUUGUGGCCAGCAAGGAUGGCUACAUUUGCACACUGUUGCCUUGUAAAACCAACAGAAUGCCAAUAUUUUCGUCCGUGACCUUGUCACUACUUGGUCUGAAUCAGGGGAACAUUUGGCUCUUUGAUGACUCCGUACUGAUCACUGGCAAAACAUCUGAUGCUUCAUCUCAGCCCAUUGUCCAGUUUCCCAAGAGUCUUCUGAAUCUGACCGACAGCAGUAAUGUCACCUCUGUCAAAGCCUACCUGACCGUCCCUUCGCUGCCGUCAGAGGAGGGCAGCUUUCCGAACACUGUGGGCAUCAUGAGCAGUAAAUCAGGGUACUUCAGUGUGGAGUUGAGUCCGGUGGCAGCUGUCAGCGUGCAGCUUUAUUCAGGAGACACAGAAUUACAUGUGAGUGGGCCCAUACAGAUCCGCCUCAGCAUCCCUGAGAGCCAUGGACUACAGACUUCAAAUGUUGUUCCAGCAUGGUUCUUUAACCGCACCACUGGUGGAUGGAUGAGAAAAGGACUGGGGACAGUGGUGUCAGUGGAAGGAAAACUCAUGUGGACUUUUACAGCUCCUCACCUUGGUUACUGGAUUGCAGCACCUCUGUCAUCCACCAGAGGUUUCUUUGGUCUUGCGAUCUCCAUUGACUUCAUCUUACACCAUUCAUCUCUCCUGCUGGUUGUCCUCGGAGGACUGCUUGUUGUUGUCAUCUGUCUCCUGGUUGUAAUGCGUUUUUAUCGCAGAAGUUCACUCAGUGAAACUACAACAAAGAAGAUCCCACCAGUGAUGACAAAGGACCAAACCACCUCCACAAGUGACGACGACAUCUUUGAACUGUCUUCAGCAGAUUCCCCUCAUCGACAGGGUGGACUGAAGCAAACAUUUGCAGAACGGGGGGAUAAUCGACACAAUGCCUCUGUUAUUUCUAUGCACAAUGGCAAAGUAAUAGCCAACCCCAAUGCAGUGGCCAUUACAGUGGAGGGAAACGAACUGGAGCUCAACACUGACUUGAAUGAUCUGACAAGUUUCCACGAAACUACAGAUCAGAUCAGAGCUCCGGCCUCUCUGACGGAGAAUCUGUUUUUCUAUAACCAGCCUGUUGCCAUCCUUCACGCUCCAGCAUUCUUCCAUUUGGAGGAGCAGUCGGAGCAGCCGCAGUGGAGCAAGUCGGCCACUCUUCCUCGCACAGGGGCUGCCGCUGAGCCGCUGAGCAAGGACAGCUUCACCCAGACUCUGCCCAAAGAUCCCUCUGCCACCCAGAACCAGACGGCCGAAACUGAGGACCAGCUCGGGGAUCUGGAGAGCUCUGGGGCAGCAAGUCCCGCCAACACAUCCAGAGGCCACUUCAGCCUCCCUGAGUCAGUGUCGGUCCCAGGGACAUUGAAUAAAAUUAGAGGUAGCGGACUCUCAACUCAGCCUCCUCGGGCCUGGUUUGUAUCGCUUGAGGGCAAACCUGCUGCUGAGAUCCAUUACGCAGUGUCAGAGCAGCAGAGGAGGCGGAGGCCUGUCGAGAGUCGAGAAACCAGCUUGGACUCCGGAGUUGAUAUGAGUGAACUGAACCAGACGUCUGGAAGGAGAGCAGUAACGCUGGAGCGCAAUGCUACUUUUGUCAAAGGCACAUCUGGCACUAAACAUGAACCUCCACAGUGAAAUAUUUUAACGCCUCCAUGCCUGCAACCUGCUAACUUUGUGAAGAAAUUGUUUCUUGACACAUAACUUAUUUACCUUAUCGCUUCAUUGUUUUACAUAUUAACCCUUUGAAACCUGAGCAAAAUGGUGAUUUCUUCUUAAAACGUGGGGGAGAAAGGUUAUGAGCAUGCGUAACAACACAUG